Magallana angulata is the source of this 977-nucleotide messenger RNA. Its product is annotated as short-chain collagen C4-like. Bases 75 to 863 code for a protein of 262 amino acids. The record is from RefSeq and is a predicted model, not a curated record. Lineage: Eukaryota; Metazoa; Mollusca; Bivalvia; Ostreida; Ostreidae. The transcript is spliced from 5 exons.
UGGGAUUUCACGCCUCAAAUUAAUUUAAAUUUGUCCCAUUGACAAUAUUAACCAUAUUGAGUGUGCGUCAGACCAUGGAGUUUCAAAUAUUUUUGAUGGUCAUCGCCGUAGUCAGUGUUGAGACUAAUAACGAAAGUUGUAAAGAAAUGUUGCAAGGCUAUCUGACGGGGCAACUGUCGUCUGCUUUAGGAGCAUACCAAGUAGAGGCUUUGAGGCGGGAAUUCGAAAGCUUUUCUAAUGAUGUUAAGAAAACCUUAAAGGAAGUUAAAGAAAAACAAGUGGCUGAUACUCAAUUGAGUCAGGAAAAACGAAACAGCAGUAUCGUUUACACAAGAUGGGGGAAAGAUUCAUGUCCUUCCAAUGCUGAACAAGUUCUUUCGGGUUACGUCGGAGGAUCAUGGUAUCUACACACUGGGGCAGCUGUAAAUCCUCUUUGCCUACCAAAGAAUCCAGAGUGGGGAAUUUACAACGAUGGAACUGAUGGAAGCAAAGCGUACAUAUAUGGUGGAGAGUACCAGACGAAUUCAGUCCCAUCCUACAUGAAGACUCUUCAUCAGCACGAUGUCCCUUGUGCCGUUAUUUUGGUUCGAAAACGAUCCAUUGUGCAAAUGUUUCCAGCAAGAAAAACGUGCUACGUGGGAUGGGAGUUAGAGUAUAAUGGGUACCUCAUGGCUGGCUAUCAUGGGUACAAGGCUGGAUCAACCUACACCUGUGUUGACGAGCAUCCAGACACUGUACCUGGAGGCCAAGCCGAUACAAAUGGCUACCUAUAUUAUCCCGUGGAGGCUAGAUGUGGUGCCCUGAAGUGCCCACCUUACGUCGAAGGACGAGAAAUCGUCUGUGUUGUCUGUUCUAAAGAAUAAAUUAAUUACGUUUUCAUUCAAAAUAUUAAAUGUUGUUUAUAAUUUGAAGUCUUACUGAAUCCUAUUUAAGAUAUUUUCCUAUUUUGUUAAGAAUGUUAGUAAUUAUACCCCUUU